CGCUGAGAAAGGAUCUGAACGCAAAGAGGAAGAGAUCAGAUCGGUCACUACCAUGGUCAGAAAGCCUGCGGCAUCCACCAUCUCCAGUGGGGGUUACCUGCAGGGCAGUGUUAACGCGAGGCUGUCUUCCCCGGGCGGCAAGGAGCCACCUGGGCAGGAGAAAGUUGUGCUGAAGAGGAAAAUCAGUCUGUUAAGAGGGGUCUCCAUCAUCAUCGGCACCAUCAUCGGAGCAGGAAUCUUCAUCUCCCCUAAGGGCGUGCUCCAGAACACGGGCAGCGUGGGCUUGUCCCUGGUGGUCUGGACGGUCUGCGGGGUCCUGUCACUGUUUGGAGCCUUGUCCUAUGCUGAACUGGGAACAACUAUAAGGAAAUCUGGUGGUCAUUACACAUACAUUCUGGAAGUCUUUGGCCCAUUACCAGCUUUUGUGCGAGUCUGGGUAGAACUGCUCAUUAUACGCCCUGCAGCCACUGCUGUGAUAUCUCUGGCCUUUGGACGGUACCUUCUGGAACCAUUUUUCAUUCAGUGUGAAAUUCCUGAACUUGCAGUCAAGCUCAUUACAGCUGUGGGCAUAACUAUGGUGAUGGUCCUAAAUAGCAUGAGUGUCAGCUGGAGCGCCCGGAUCCAGAUUUUCCUAACCUUUUGCAAGCUCACAGCAAUUCUGAUCAUUAUAGUCCCUGGAGUGAUGCAGCUAAUUAAAGGGCAAACACAACACUUUAAAGAUGCCUUUUCCGGAAGAGAUGCAAGUAUUAUGGGAUUGCCACUGGCUUUUUAUUAUGGAAUGUAUGCAUACGCUGGCUGGUUUUAUCUCAACUUUGUCACUGAAGAAGUGGAAAAUCCUGAAAAAACCAUCCCCCUUGCCAUAUGUAUAUCCAUGGCGGUCGUCACAGUUGGCUAUGUGCUAACAAAUGUGGCCUACUUUACGACCAUUAGUGCCCAGGAGCUGUUGCUUUCAAAGGCAGUGGCAGUGACUUUUUCUGAGCGGCUCCUGGGAAAUUUCUCAGUAGCAGUUCCAGUCUUUGUUGCCCUCUCCUGCUUUGGUUCCAUGAAUGGUGGUGUGUUUGCUGUCUCCAGGUUAUUCUAUGUUGCAUCUCGGGAGGGUCACCUUCCGGAAAUCCUCUCCAUGAUUCACAUCCGCAAGCACACUCCUGUACCAGCUGUUAUUGUUUUGCACCCUUUGACAAUGAUAAUGCUCUUCUCUGGGGACCUCUACAGUCUUUUGAAUUUCCUCAGUUUUGCCAGGUGGCUUUUUAUUGGGCUGGCGGUUGCUGGGCUGAUUUAUCUUCGAUACAAACACCCAGAUAUGCAUCGUCCUUUCAAGGUGCCGCUCUUCAUCCCAGCUUUGUUUUCCUUCACGUGUCUCUUCAUGGUCGCCCUUUCCCUUUAUUCAGACCCAUUUAGUACAGGGAUUGGCUUCACCAUCACUCUGACCGGGGUCCCUGCCUACUAUCUCUUUAUUAUAUGGGACAAGAAACCCAGGUGGUUUAGAAGAAUGUCAGACAUUACAACCAGAACAUUACAAAUAAUACUGGAAGUUGUACCAGAAGAAGAUUGUCAUAAAUUAUAA
This is a messenger RNA of Balaenoptera ricei (Rice's whale), 1564 nucleotides long. RefSeq names its product solute carrier family 7 member 11 (gene SLC7A11). Gene Ontology annotation, molecular function: L-amino acid transmembrane transporter activity. The coding region runs from base 53 to 1564 and encodes 503 amino acids. Gene Ontology annotation, biological process: amino acid transmembrane transport. The transcript has 13 exons. The record is from RefSeq and is a predicted model, not a curated record. NCBI's taxonomy places the organism in Eukaryota, Metazoa, Chordata, Mammalia, Artiodactyla, Balaenopteridae. Gene Ontology annotation, cellular component: membrane.